AUGACGGAAACUCUUAAUGCGUCCCGACCGGAUGUGACUGGUAAACUUCCGCAGUUGCAGAAUAUGGUAAAGCGUGAUCCGAUAGGCUACCACAUUGAAUUUAAAAUGCAGCAGCGCCACUUUGAGAGCGAGUAUCAGUUGUUUCUGCUGCAGCCCACGAAGGAGUCAGCGCAUUUUGGAGCCCUGGUGAGCUUUCUAAGUCACGUAGCAAAAUGCUAUCCUGUAGAAAUGGCGUCCUUUCCCGGUCAAAUAUUGGAAUUGCUGCGAAACAAUUACUUAGUGCUGGAACCUGAGCUCCGCAAGACGCUGGUACAGAGUCUCAUGCUUUUGCGCAACCGUGGCCUUAUGGAUGCCACCACGUUGCUAAAACUAUUCUUUGAGCUGUUUCGCUGCCCGGACAAGCGGCUACGAGAGCUUUUGUAUAAGCAUAUUGUGUCGGACAUUUGUCAGCUGAACGCCGCGUCGCGCAAUUUGAAAGUAAACAAGGCAAUACAAAAUUAUCUGUUUGAAAUGCUUCAGGACGAAAGUGAGCACGCUGCUAUCAAAUCACUUCAAGUACUGAUGGAGCUUUUUAAGCGCAAAAUUUGGCACGAUCAACGCACCGUUAACGUCAUCGCCACAGCGUGCACGAGCAAGAACACAAAGCUUCUGGUGAUGGCGUUAAGCUUUUUUUUGGGAAUUGACGAUGAUAUUUUGGAGGAUGAGGAACAGCAAAAGAAAGAGAAAAGAGCUCUUGUAGCUGUGGACUUCCACGCACACUCGAAGAAAACGAAGAAGCGUCAACGUGAUACUCUACAAGCACUUUACAAAAAUAAGAGGGCACGCAAACGCGACCUUGACUUCAUGGUGACAUUUCCAGCUAUCGAGUUGCUGAAUGACCCACAGGGCGUUGCUGAACGCCAGCUAAAGUUACUUAAGAGCUGCACCGAGCGUUUUGAAGUAAAGCUGCUUAUGAUGAACUUUAUUGGUCGUAUUCUGGGUUUCCACACACUAGUUGUACUUCCUUUCUACCCGCUGUUGCAGCGCUACUUACAGUCUCAUCAACAGAAUGUGACCGCUACUUUGGCAUACUUGGUGCAAUCUUGUCACGAUAAAAUUCCACCGGAGGAACUUUUGCCCAUUGUUAAAAGUAUUGCGCACAAUUUUGUUACCGAACGCUGCUCAUCCGAAGUUAUAGCCGUUGGCAUUAAUUCUUUACGUGAGCUGUUUCGUCGGAUUCCGUUGUUGCUAGAGUGCGAUGGGAUGGAUGUAUUAGUGAGUGAUUUGGUUCAGUAUAACCGCGCACGUGAUAAAACUAUUGUCAUGGCCGCUCGUGGUGUGCUUAAUCUCAUUCGAGAUAUACAUCCCGUUCUGCUUAAGCGCAAAGACCGCGGCAAAUUUCACAAUGAUACAGUCAAACCUCACCGCUUUGGGGAAUUUGUAGCAAGCGAAGGCGUGGAUGGUGCAGACUUGUUGGCGGAAGCUGAAGCUGCAGGACGCUUUGACGAUGAAGACAACAAGGAUGGAUGGGAGGUUGCUUCAAUCGCAUCGGACAAAAAUGGAUCUGAGAAUGAGUGGGUCGACAUAUCGUCCGAUGAAGAAUAUAAUACAUGUGGUACUGGAAUGGCGAAAGCGAAGAAUGUUGAGGAGGAGAAUGUUGAGGUGCUGGCAAUUCAGCAAAAGGAUCGCUUAGACGCUCGUCGUAUCUUGACUCCCCUCGAUUUUGAACGCAUCGAGAUGUUAAGAAAAGAGCGCGACGCGGCAUUGAAGGAUCCAAAGUCGCGAAGCAAGCGCAAGGCAGAAGAAGACGCCGCCAAAGCAAGCUCAGAUGCUACAAAAGUUAACCCGACCGAUCUUGAGGGUUACUCGAAAAAGAAGCGUUUGACGCAGGAGGAACGACUUCGUGCUGUUCUCAAAGGUCGUGAGGAUUUUAAACACAAGCGCUCAGGUGGCGGAACGACUAACACGGAGAAGAAACGUUUGAAGCAUUUCAUGAUGAUUAAGAAGAGCAAGUUUGUUCAAUCGAAGGUGCUGGUUUCGGCUCGCCAGGUGCAGUCCCAGAAGAAUCGUAUAGUGAAGAAGAUUCUUAAGCACGAUGCGAAGAAGCGUCGCAAAAUUUAG
Messenger RNA from Peronospora belbahrii, 2100 nucleotides. Lineage: Eukaryota; Oomycota; Peronosporomycetes; Peronosporales; Peronosporaceae. The record is from the annotation of a GenBank genome assembly.